Messenger RNA from Parnassius mnemosyne (clouded apollo), 5369 nucleotides. NCBI's taxonomy places the organism in Eukaryota, Metazoa, Arthropoda, Insecta, Lepidoptera, Papilionidae. The record is from the annotation of a GenBank genome assembly.
AGUAUCGUAUUCAUUCAGCGACAGUCACGAUAAUAGUUUGAUUAGUGAUUUAGCAGAGGCCAGAGAUGGCGGACGCGCAGCAACUACGCGAUCUGAUAAAAAAGAUCCUCGCAGAAAAAAAACGUGACGGAUGCGAGGUCGAAGUCGAUAAAUUCGAUAGUGGCGGUGCAAAUUAUACGUCAGCUUUGUUCCGAGUCACGGUGUCCUCGGUGAAGGAUGACGAACUGCAUCUAUUCGCGAAGGUAGCAGCGUUCGGUGAUUCGAUGAGGGAGAAAAUCAACGCCGAUUGGAUGUAUUCAACCGAACAAUUCGUUUACACGAAACUGGCUAACAUUUACCAGGAUCUGCAGUUACGUCACGGUGUGGAAAACGAGCACAGAUACGUCUUCCCGAAGUUUUUCGGCUUAAGCUCGGAACACGGGAACGAGACAAUUGUAACGGAGGACUUAGCUGCCGCUGGGUACGGAUGUUAUGACAGAUUCCGACCUAUGGACUGGGAGUACGCGUCAGUGUCUAUGGAAACUUUGGCCAAGUUCCACGCUCUUUCCUUCGCGUAUGAGAAGGAAAACCCUGAGGAGUUCCAGAAAGUUACGAAAGACAUGCAAUAUAAGAUAGGAUCUGAGGAGGAUAAGUCGUUGGAGAGUUUCUGGGUGCAGCUGGUAGAAGUGUCAUUAGCAGUGAUUAGAGAGGAGAAUAGAGAUAGAGUUAGAAAAAUAGUGUAUGAUGAAAACGUUAUGAAGAAUUACAACAAGCCGGUAGACAAGAUUGUUUUAGCGCACGGUGAUUACAGACUUAGCAAUUUGUUAUUUAAAAAACAGAACGGCCGUCUCCAAGUGGUCCCAGUUGAUUACCAGUUAGUGCACUCUGGAUGUCCAUUGAAUGAUGUGCUGUACUUCAUCACAGUGGGCUCGGACCAGCAGUUCCGAGCUAAGCACUUCCACCAGCUUAUUGACUUCUAUUAUGAGCAGCUGGCCCUGGCGUUGCAGAGGUUUUCCUUGGACAUUGUGGACGUCUACCCGAGGGAGAUCUUCGAUAAGGAGUUGAAAGAAAAACUUCCGCACAUGUUGCUGAUUGGCGUGAUGAUCCUGCCAGCAGUGACAGUGGAGGCCGAUGCGGCGCCCAAGAUGGACAACGAUUCUGAUGUCUCCACAUUCAUUUUUAAAACCAAUAAGCUUUACGCGGAGAGAUUCAACGGCAUCGUCGAUGAUUGUAUAGGGUGGGGGGUUAUAUAGGGACUGCAUGAUGCAGUCGCAGUUCUAUGAGCCGAAAAUUUUCAAGCAACCCCUUUCAAUCUUUUAUGUGAGAUCUUAUUUUUAAGAAAAUCUAAUGCCCCUGAUUUCGCUUUCUCGGCAUUAUUCCUUAUCCUUCUUCUUUAUAAACGUCAUCAUUAUAACCCAUCACGAGUCCACUGCAGAGCGUGGGCCACAAAGCGCGGUCGUGAGUCAUCAGCAUACAUCGACUUCCUGCAUCUCUUACUAUCAAGAGUAAAUGAAGUUUAUUUAUUGGUGAAAAUUCAAAUUAUACUGCCUAAAUUUCUGUAAAUAAUGGUACACGAGUUUUCUUAGGUCAAAGUUAAAGAAUGUAAUGUCCGAAUAAUGACCGAAUUAAGAUCACGGAGACCAGACUCAACGGAGAUUAGACAUCUGCGCAGGACUUUAUUAUAGUGCACGAGUGUGUGCGUAAGAGGUCAGCAAUUAGGAUGGCAAUCGGACACGACCAGCGACACAAGCAGACUUAGGACCAACAGGCUUAAACAGCUUUACGUGUUUUCUGAUUUACAGGCGUGAAAUACCACCAACUUAGUGACUCUGGGCUGCUGCUGACAUUUCUUGAUAGAAAGUUACCAGAUCGUCACUCAAUAUAGUGGGGGCUGCCCUAUACUUCGCUUGCCUUAUACUUCUUACAACUAUAAAUUAACAAAAAUGGCGCCGUGAUCGAACUUGUAUAAUUGUCAACUACCCAUUAUCUCCAACAUUAACACCUAAAUUAAAAUGGAACUUUAAUAUAUUGUAAUCCCGAAGAAACUAACAACUAACAGUGGUAGAGCCAAGCGGUAGCUUUUGCUGUCGCACGGAUGGGCCAGCUCGAACCGGGGUGGUACCACGACCUCACAGAAUACCAGCGUGAAGUAGAGGUUUACCUCUGCGUUGCGUUUGGUGAGUGCAGGUGGCCGGAGGCCCAAUUCCCCCCCCCCCCAUCAACAUGGUAGUGGAAUUAAAUACAAGACUACCCCAGGAGGGUACCAGCAACCCUGGAGAAUCCCUCGCUGAGCAUCCACGAACAAACUACUUCACUCCUGAGCGUGGGUGCUCAGGCUGCCCCGCGUAUUCUGGGGGGGGCAAAAUUCCGCUCGUGACUAAUGCUGCUCGGGGCAAGCGGAGCAAUACAACCAAGGCGACCCCUGUCACGCUAUCCGUGAAUUUUUGCAACAUCAGGGGACUUCAUUCCAACCUUAACGCUGUCCAUUACCAUCUAGAGACGGCGAAGCCGGCCUUGCUCUUUUUAACCGAGACUCAGGUGUCCUCUCCGGCUGAUACUUCAUAUCUCUCCUACCCGGGGUACAAAUUGGAACACUCCUUUGUGCCCCGGGCUGGAGUUUGUGUAUACGUCAGAGAGGACAUCUGUUUUCGACGCCUCGGCAGCCUUGAAGGUACGGACCUGUCCAUCCUAUGGCUGCGCGUAGACAGCGACGACCAUCCCCGCGUCUACGGGUGCCUCUAUAGGUCCCAUAGCGGUAAUGCCGACACAGACCGACUCAUCGACCACGUCCAAAUGGCUGCAGACUCCGUGCUACAACAGGUCCCAUCCGCAGAGAUCGUGAUACUCGGUGAUUUCAACGCCCACCACGCUGAAUGGCUUGGUUCUCGUUCAACCGAUCAUGCGGGUAGAUCUGUCUACGACUUUGCUUUGGCAUAUGGUCUAACACAACUGGUUACUUCGCCUACGCGGAUCCCAGAUGUGGAAGACCAUGUACCUUCCCUGUUGGACCUUCUGCUGACCUCUCAUCCGGACGGAUAUCAGGUCUCUGUCGAUGCCCCUCUGGGCUCUUCGGACCAUUGUCUGAUCCGGAGCACAGUGCCACUCACGCUCCAAUCGCAGUUGCGAUCUACAGCUUGCCGCCGUGUUUGGCACUAUAGGUCAGCUGAUUGGGACGGGAUGCGGUCUUUUUUUGCAUCCUACCCUUGGGGGCGGGUUUGCUUCUCGCCGGAAGAUCCCAGCGUUGUUGCCGAUUCUGUUGCUGAUGUGGUACUUCAGGGUAUGGAACUUUUUAUUCCAUCCUCUGUGGUGCCCAUCGGAGGCAGAUCCCAGCCAUGGUUUGGUCGCUCCUGUAAAAUAGCAUCACGCUAUAAGCAGGAGUGCUACCGGGCCUGGGCUGACGCAUCAACGUCUCGGGAUUUAAACACCAGCGCACUUAAAAAGAAGUAUAAUUCCGCCUCCAGGUCCUUCAAAAGCGUCAUUGCCAAGGCAAGGUCUGAGCACAUCGGCAGAAUUGGCGAGAAGCUAGUUCGCCUUCCUUCGGGAACCCGUGCAUUCUGGUCUCUCGCCAAGGCUGUCCAAGGGAACUUCUGUCAGCCAUCCCUCCCAUCUCUGCACAGAGAGGACGACUCACUGGCCCAUGCCGCAAAAGAGAAAGCCGAUCUGUUGUGCUCUCUUUUUGCGUCCAACUCGACUCUAGAUGACGGGGGGAACACACCGCCGACCAUCCCGCGAUGUGAGUGCUCCAUGCCGGAUGUGCGAUUUACACAGCGCUCGGUUCGCAAAGCACUUUUCUCCCUGGACGUCAGCAAGUCGAGUGGGCCCGAUGGAGUCCCUCCCAUUGUGCUGAAGACGUGUGCUCCGGAGUUGGCACCGGUUUUAACGCGUCUUUUCCGGUACUCCUACUCCCAAGGCGUAGUCCCGAAUUCAUGGAAGACAGCUUUGGUCCACCCGAUCCCUAAAAAAGGCGACCGCUCAGACCCGUCCAACUACAGGCCAAUCGCCAUCACCUCCUUGUUCUCCAAAAUAAUGGAAUCCAUUAUAAACUGCCAGCUCAUGAGGUACCUUGAGGAUCACCAGCUGAUCAGUGACCGUCAGUACGGUUUUCGUCGGGGUCGAUCAGCAGGUGAUCUUUUAGUUUACUUAACUCAUAGAUGGGCGGAGGCAGUAGAGUCCAAGGGGGAGGCAUUGGCCGUUAGUUUGGACAUAGCGAAGGCCUUCGAUCGGGUCUGGCACAAGGCGCUUCUUUCGAAGCUUCCUUCCUAUGGGCUUCCCGAGAAAUUGUGCAAAUGGAUCACCAGUUUCCUUGCUGAUCGGAGCAUCAAGGUCGUAGUAGACGGUGCAUGCUCUGAUUACAAGCCUAUCAACGCUGGUGUUCCACAAGGCUGCGUGCUAUCACCAACGCUGUUUCUCCUGCAUAUCAAUGAUAUGUUGCUAACUGGUAGCAUUCAUUGCUAUGCAGACGACAGCACUGGGGAUGCCUUAUAUACCGGCCGUGCCAAUAUUUCUCGGGAAAACGUCGCCGAGUACCGGAACAAACUUGUGUCUGAAGUCGAGUCUUUGCUUAACAAAGUCUCGGAUUGGGGCCGACUAAAUCUAGUCCAGUUCAAUCCCCAGAAGACACAAGUUUGCGCGUUUACCGCUAAAAAGAACCCCUUUGUCGUAUCUCCUCAGUUUCAAGGCACUCCCCUUGCUGCCUCAGCCAGUAUCGGAAUCCUUGGCGUCGACAUAUCGAAUAGCGUGCAGUUUCGUGGUCACUUGGAAGGGAAGGCCAAAUUGGCCUCUAAAAAGCUUGGCGUGCUCAGCAGAGCGAGACAGUAUUUCAUGCCGGCACAUCGCUUGCAACUUUACAAAGCGCAAGUUCGGCCUCACAUGGAAUACUGUUCUCAUCUCUGGGCCGGGGCACCCCAGUGCCAGCUCCUUCCACUUGACCGCAUCCAGCGCAGAGCGAUUCGAAUCGUCGACGACCGAGUUCUUUCCGAUCGGCUCGAUACACUGGCACUGCGUAGAGAUGUUGCAUCUCUUUGCGUAUUUUAUCACAUCUAUCACGGGGAGUGCUCUGAGGAAUUGUUCGGACUAAUUCCAGCCGCUCAAUUUCACCAUCGCACGUCGCGACAAAACUCGCGUUACCAUCCAUACCAUCUGGAUGAUUGGCGGUCCACCACUGUGCGAUUUAGAAGAAGUUUUCUCCCUCGCACAACUUCUUUGUGGAAUCAAUUACCACCAGCGAAUUUUCCGAACCGAUACGACUUAGGAACCUUCAAGAAAAGAGCUUACACCUUUCUAAAAGGCCGGCAACGCAUCUGCAAUUCCCCUGGUGUUGCGGUUGUUCAUGGGCGGCGGUAGUCACUUAACAUCAGGUGAGCCGCAUGCUUGUUUGCCCCCUAUUCUAU